This is a messenger RNA of Wyeomyia smithii (pitcher-plant mosquito), 4236 nucleotides long. It is a transcript of the gene Sarm, whose product is annotated as NAD(+) hydrolase sarm1. NCBI's taxonomy places the organism in Eukaryota, Metazoa, Arthropoda, Insecta, Diptera, Culicidae. Gene Ontology annotation, molecular function: protein binding; NAD+ nucleosidase activity; signaling adaptor activity. The record is from RefSeq and is a predicted model, not a curated record. Gene Ontology annotation, cellular component: dendrite. Gene Ontology annotation, biological process: signal transduction; negative regulation of MyD88-independent toll-like receptor signaling pathway; response to axon injury. The transcript is spliced from 10 exons. Bases 896 to 4231 code for a protein of 1111 amino acids.
UAUUGCUCGAAGCGGCCAACAGGUACCAUCGUUUGUGUGACGAUAGAAGCCUCUAGAUUGCGUUUCGAAUCUAAAGUUCGUGCUCAAAUCGACCGUUCCGUCCGUGCUGUAUCGUGUGAAAAUAACGACCAGCCUAGCUAGCUUCCGUGUGUGUUUUGGUAGCGGUUUGCUUGACGACCAGGAAGAAUAGAGCUACCGCCGCGUCGAACCGCGAUUUAACGUGGUACCACUAAGUAUCGCAUUGUUUUAAACGUAAAUUAAAAUCAAAGGCCAGAAAUCACGGCUCCAGUGCAGAUACUUGCAUUAACAGCAUGAAAACUGGAAUUGGGAGGAAGUCUAUGCUUGCUCCUUUGUUUUAUUGAUUUCAUAGCUAAAACUAUACAAAAGAAGUUUGUGCCAAGAAAAAUGAAUUGACAUUGUGUGUAUAUACCUUAUUUCGUUUUUCAAUCAUUGAGUGAGUUGUUGAUUUACGAAUGGGUUAAUCCAGAUAAAGCCGCAUACGUAGGGGAAGUAAAAAUAGGAGAGCUGCAAGUUAGACUCUGCCUCGCACAACGUAUGAAUGAAAAAACAGGCUUGCGAAGGUGGUAACUUCAGCGCUGAAAGAACGUCAGUCGAUUUCGUGUGAGAACCGUUUGUGAAUGUUGUGCAGAGUUAACCGCACGCCGUGUCGAAAUAAAUUGGAAAGUUAUGUACUACCUGCUGCGAAAGCUGUGACAAAGUAUCCAAUGCAUUUUCGUUGUAAAGUGUACAAGUGUUCGAAAGGAAUUUAGCAGCUGAACACCGCACUGAGUAGACUAACAAUUAGAACCUGACACAAGUAAAGCAGUAGAAUUGUUACGGAUUACGCGUUGGAAGCAACGACAAAGAGGCUGAAUUAUUGCCCCAAAUCUGAAUAAUGAGAAGGAGUUCCCUGAAGAGUGCGCGGAAGGACUUUUUCAAAUCGAUGUCCGAUCUGACCGAACCGGGUAGCACGGUUGCUGCAACUAUCGGUCCACCUACGCCUCCAACACGCGUCGGCCAGUCGCUGUUCAACGUAAAUGCAUCAUCAACGACGGCAGGCACCGUCACCGCGGGAACGACUUCCACGAUGGCUGCCACCGCGCAAGAGCUCCUGAACAGCAGCAGCUCCAGCAGCAAAAGCUCAAAGGUGUCCUCCUCAUCUAGUACUACCACGUCACGAAUGGCCAAAACCUCCUCGACCCAGCGGCUGCAGCACAUGUCUUCCUCCCUCACAUCGUCGUCCUCCACGUCGUCGUCGUCGGCCACUUCGUCGGCGGCCGCGGUCAAACAGGGCCUCGGCGAAAUGCAAAACUCGAUGGCCGAAAUGAAGAACAUGAUGGGUCACACGAGUGCCUCCCAGAUUUCCACCUCAUCAUCGUCCAUGAUGUCAUCGUCAUCGUCAUCGAGCCAGAUGAAGAAGCUGGCCAUCACCAACAGUUCGUCCAAUUUGGGCGAACUGCAAAAAAGACUCCGAUCCUCGAUGGACAGCCUGGAUGACCCUAGUUCAGACUACCAAGUGACGCAUCCCGAUUCGGACGGAGAAAUGAACUCCAUGCUGAUGAUGAAACCAACUGGAAGUCUGCAGAAUGGUCACGUGAUGAAUGGAGCCGUUGACACGGUGAAGUUCGAACAGAAACAGAUGACAUCCGAAUCGAAGACCAAGGUGGUUACGGACGGUUUCAGCAGUGAACAAGCGACGCUGAACUCGGCUCAAAUGAAAAAGCUCCAUGCAGGCGACGUGCAGUACCAGGAGGAAGCCGCUCUAGCGGCAAUGAGCAAUAAGAUGGAAGUGGACGGACUCAAAACGGAGGAAAAGGGCGCUUUGUUGAAGGAAGCACGAUCUCUAAAAAUGGGUGACUUUCAGCAAGCCGAAGCCAAUAAUAUUGCAGCGCAUAGCGUCAAAGUGCAGAGCGAUCACUUCAGUGCGGAGAAGAAGGCCGUAGCACAGGCACAGCAACGGCAGACAGUGUCAUCGACUGGAAUAUUCAAUCAGGAGAAGCACGUAUCAGCAGCUACACAGUCCAAGUUCACGUCCCACAGUAUGGUAACGUCGUCUUCGCAAAUGAGCACCCAUUCCACGUCGAUGAACGGUACUAUGGGCCUUGGUGACGAAUUUCCGUCGUUCGAAGAUCUGGAGCGGCUGGGAAGCAAUCCGGCCGAAAUCGAAGGUACUAUCCACAAGUACUCGAAUCACCUUACGACAUACGUUGAAAACCUACAGCAUUCGGAGCAAAUGAAAAAAGCACCAAAUUUACUAAACACGAUGAAUGAGAUCAUACGACGUGCCUGGGCUGUACCAACUCAUGGCCAUGAAUUGGGAGCUAGCCUGUGUGAAACUUUGCGCAAAACAGGAGGACUCGAUAUCCUAAUGAAAAACUGCGUCGACAGUGACUCCGAUGUUCAGUUUUCCUCGGCCCGACUGUUGGAACAGUGUUUGACCACAGAGAAUCGCUCCCACGUGGUGAAAAAUGGGCUCGACAAAGUGGUUAACGUUGCCUGUGUGUGCACGAGAAACAAUGCAACUGACCAUUCCCGGGUUGGAACGGGAAUCCUGGAGCACUUGUUUAAGCACAAUGAAGAUACCUGUUCAAAUGUGAUUAGGCUGGGUGGUUUAGAUGCGGUAUUGUUCGAGUGCAGAAAGAAUGAUGUAGAAACAUUGAGGCAUUGUGCUGGAGCAUUGGCAAAUUUAUCGCUAUACGGUGGAGCGGAGAACCAAGAAGCUAUGAUAAACCGUAAGGUUCCAUCGUGGUUAUUCCCACUAGCAUUUCACCACGACGAAAACAUUAAGUACUAUGCUUGCCUAGCUAUUGUAGUGCUCGUAGCAAACAAAGAAAUAGAAGCCGAAGUAAUCAAAUCCGGCACGCUAAAUCUUGUGGAACCGUUUGUCACUUCUCACAAUCCGUCCGAGUUUGCCAAAUCCAAUUUGGCUCAUGCUCACGGUCAGAGCAAACAUUGGUUAGAGAGACUUGUACCGGUACUAAGCUCGAAACGGGAAGAAGCGCGUAACCUGGCGGCAUUCCAUUUCUGCAUGGAGGCGGGUAUCAAGAAAGAGCAAGGAAACACAAAUAUUUUCAAAGAAAUCGGGGCCAUCGAACCGUUGAUUCGGGUGGCUAGCUCGCCAAAUGCAAUCGCAUCGAAGUUCGCAGCCCAGGCCUUACGGCUUAUCGGUGAAGAAGUUCCGCACAAACUAUCGCAACAGGUUCCACUGUGGAAUACGGAGGAUGUCCGAGAAUGGGUCAAGCAGAUAGGGUUCUCCGAAUACGAGCAGCAUUUCUUCGAUUCGAAGGUCGAUGGAGACUUGCUGCUACAGCUGGCAGAAGAGAACCUACAGGUAGACAUCGGUAUGACCAAUGGUAUUCGAAGAAAACGGUUCGAACGCGAACUUCAAAACUUGAAGCGAAUGGCCGACUAUAGCUCACGGGAUCCAGACAAUAUACACUCGUUUUUGUACAAAAUAGCACCCGAGUAUACCAUCUACACUUACUCCAUGUUGAACGCUGGAGUAGAUUUGGAAUCGAUUAAAAACCUAGACGAUGACCAACUGGUGGCGGAAUGUGGAAUCCGGAAUUCUAUCCAUAGGGCGCGCAUUCUAGGUGCAAUCAAGAGCAACGAAACAAUUUCAUCCUUAACGUCGGAGAAGAACACGGAGAAAAAUCUCGACGUUUUCGUAAGCUACCGACGAAGCAACGGAUCGCAGUUGGCCAGUUUGCUCAAAGUUCAUCUCGAGCUGCGUGGCUUUUCAGUGUUUAUCGAUGUGGAACGACUCGAGGCAGGCAAAUUUGAUAACAACCUCCUUCAAAGUAUUCGCCACGCGAAGCACUUCUUACUAGUGCUGACUCAAGAUGCGCUGGAACGUUGCGUUGACGAUGUCGAUGGCAAAGACUGGGUGCACAGGGAAAUCGUUGCUGCACUUAACUCUGACUGCAAUAUUAUUCCCAUCAUCGACAACUUCCAAUGGCCGGAACCGGAACGUCUACCAGAGGAUAUGCGCGGUGUGUGUCAUUUCAAUGGAGUCCGAUGGAUUCACGACUACCAGGACGCGUGCGUGGACAAACUAGAAAGGUUCAUGCGCGCCGAAACCAACACCCGCGGAACCUCGGCAGAUCACUUUCGCUAUCUGCUGAAUCGCCCGGCCGGUGAUUCAACACCCACCACACCCAUCAUCUACCAGCGCAUGCACAGCAACGAUUCCGGCAAGAGCAGCGAUAAGGACAACCGAAAUUACGAAUGACUAGA